Molecule: messenger RNA, 3810 nt
Organism: Cavenderia fasciculata
Lineage: Eukaryota; Evosea; Eumycetozoa; Acytosteliales; Cavenderiaceae
Exons: 5
Coding region: 1-3810 (1269 amino acids)
Molecular function (GO): DNA binding
Source: RefSeq, a predicted model, not a curated record
AUGAUCAGUAUCUUUUGUGAUAAAGAUAAAUGGAUCACAUCGUCAAUCACUAAUCUAUUAUUAGUGACAAAAGAGAAAGAGAUAAGCUUUCCAAAGAUGGUGAAGCAAAUAUUUCCAUCUUCCACAACAGGAUCACCAUCCUCGCUUGGUAGCGAUAGCGAUGCUGAGCAGCAACAGCAGCAGCAGCUACAUGCUGCCUUAAAGGUUAAGAAUCCUUCACCUUCCUCCUCAUCCUCGCUCUCCUCCCGUCCUCCACCAUUCAACUUUGCCUAUUCCUUUAAAGAUCAAUCCACAACAAACAAUAACCAACAGCAACCAACUACUCCUCCACAACAAAAUAAUAAUAAUAAUAUUCAAAUACAAACAACAACAACAAACCAAACAGAUGUAGAAUUAAAUAAACAACAACAACAGCAACAACAAGUACAACAACAACCCCAACCAAUCAAUUUUUCAAGAAAGGGAUAUGUAUUUAGCGGAACUUCUUUAGGCACCAUAGGCAAUAGUUAUAAUAAUAAUAAUAAUAAUAAUAAUCAUAGUAAUAGUAAUAAUUACAAUGUUGGUUACAACAACAAGAAUAAUAAUGGAGUAAAUAACCAUACCACCAACAGUAGUAGUGAUAGUGAACAAGACGAAGAUGAUCAACCACAUCAACUACAACAACAACAACAACAAAGACAAUAUAAUCAUCCACAACAUCAACAACAACAACAACUACGACAAAAUGAUCAUUACGAUAAUCAAGAUGACGAUGAUUAUGAUUAUGAAUCUGAAAAACUAGAAAUCAUCGAAGAGAUUGGAAACCAGGAACAAGACGAUCAACAACAUGUUGACAAUAGUAUGAUGGUUGGUGGUAAUGGAUCAAGACACCAGACAGAAAACGACAGUGAUGUCGAUAGCAGUAACGACGAUACUGAACCAACAUUAAUUAGUCGAGUUGGACAGACAAACAAAGAGACGGAUGUCUGUCUACUAUACGUCAGUAGCAUUAGCAACAGCAGCAGCAGCAACAACAACAGGAUCAUCACCAACAUCAGAGGAAACGGCAGUGAUCAACACCAUCACCAUCAUCAUCAUCAUUUGCCAACACCGACAAAUAUAAUAGUAGUAGGAUCAUCGUCGUCGUCAUCAUCAUCGACUCCCACCUUGUUGUUGGCAGAUAGUAGUGUAAUUGGUAAUGGUCAUAAUAGUAGUAGUAGCAGCAGCAGUGACAACAACAACAACAACAACAACAGUCUAGAUCAUCAGUACUCUAGUAAUGUAGUAUCAAGUAGAAGAGACUUGCCAAAUACCAAUAACUCCUCCUCCUCGCAUUCACAUUCCUCUUCCACCUCCACUGUACCAUCAUCAUCAUCAUCAUCGUCAUCAACAACAUCGAAUAAUACUACUAGCACAAGCACCACUUCAUCAUCAAGAACCACACCUGUAUCUUCACCCUCUACGAUUCAACCGUCAUCAUCUACAACAUACGAUCACAGUUCUAUUAUAUUGGAAACCAAGACAUAUCAUAAUUCCAAUAACAAUAAUAACAAUAGCAACGGCAGUAAUUCACCUCCCAAACAUAACAUAAGUGGUUUCCAUCAACAUAAUGAUCAUAGUAACAACUUGACCGGUAGUAGUAGCAGUAGUAGUAGUAGUAGCAGCAAGCAGUACAAUUCCUCCAAAUUCACCAACACACCAGAGAAGAAUAGUAAUAAUCAUCAGAUGAUUACGACCUCUCAUCAACAACAACAACAACAAAUCAAUAUAAAUAAUAAUAAUAUUCAACAACAACCACACCAUCUUUUAAAGAUUCAAAAUACGCCAACCAAACAACAACCAAUGCAAUUACAACAUCAACAACAGUACCAUCAGGUACCUCCACCAAUACAAAUGUCACCAAUUCAACAUCAAAUGAACAUUCAUCAACAACAACAACAACAACAACAUAUGAAUAAUAAUAAUAAUCAAAAUAAUCUUAAUAAUAAUAUUCAACAACAAUCAUCAUCACCACCACAAUCAUCAACAUCAUUAUCGGCGACUGGUGAAGUGAUAAUGAAUAAUAGGGGAUAUGAAGUAUGUGGUGUUUUGAAUCAACAUACCAAGCCAUGUCAGCGUAUUGGUAGAUGUCCAUUCCACCACAAGAUUGCUGGUAGCGGCGGCGGCGGCGGUGGAGGAAGCAAUUCCAAUUCCACUUCGUCGAUGGCCACCAAUACAUCGGUUGCCCAACUUCAGAGCAUCGGAGACAGUUCUACGACACAUUCUGGAGAGCCAGUCGAGAGAAUGGCAUCUUCAGGGUCAUCAUUGUCUUCAUCCACUUCAUCGACACCAACCAUGUCAACACCAACCUCUAUAUCCUCUUCUUCCUCCUCUUCUUUGCCAAUGGCAUUGGUACCAUCACCAUCAUUGUCAUCGUCUUCAACAACAACAACAACAUCGUCAUCAUCAUCAUCAUCAACAUCAUCGACAGACCAAACCAAACAGGAAAAGGUUAAAAAGGUACCUUUUAAACUUGGUUGGACCAUUGACGAACACGUUAGAUUCCUCCAUGGAAUCAAUAUGCACGGAAAAGGAUCAUGGAAAGAGAUUUCCUUGGUCGUAGGUACAAGAACACCCACUCAAAUUCAAAGUCAUGCUCAAAAAUACUAUCUUCGACAAAAACAAUUAACAAAAAACAAAAGAAGUAUUCAUGAUUUAUCUCUUAAUGAAUUAUUACAAGUUGAUGAUGAAAGUAUAGAAUUGGAUAAUAAAAAAGAAACCAAAGAAGAAAGAAAGAAAAAGAAAUCAAAAAAGAAACAAGAAAAGAUUGAACAAGAACAAUCUAGUCAACAACAACCACCAAAUCAACUACAACAUCAACAACAACAACCAUUACAACAACAACAACAGUUGCAUAUUCAACAACAACCAUUACAACAACAACAACAAUAUCAACAACAACCAGCACCUGGUGCUUUGGUUCCAACCAAUCUCUUGUCACAUACCAAUAAUUCUUCAUCGUCGUCUUCGUCAUCAUCCCCACCACAUCAUCCAAAUGGAGCUCCUACUGCCUAUUAUAAUAAUGGAUAUAGUUCACAACAACCACAACAACAAUUCCAACAACCAAAUUCAUCUUCACCACCACAGGUUAUUUCAAGUCCACCUAGUAAUGGUCGAAACAAUGGCUAUUAUGGCCAGGGUUAUUAUUCAACUCAGCCUGCUCCUCCUCCUGCAGUUGCUGCUUAUCCAACUCAAAAUGGUAAUCAUCAACAAGGUAAUAACGAACAACAACAACAAUCAUAUAUAACUACACAAACACAACAACCAACCUCUGCACCACAACCACAACCAACUCAACCAUCGCCAUCAUAUGUUUAUCCAAGCCAACCAACUGCCGUACCUGCUGGAGCAUCACCAUAUAUUCAAGUCAUCCAUUCACCUCAACCAACCUAUUAUAACAAUGGUUCUUCUUCACAUCACCAACAACAACAACAACCAACUCAUUAUAACAAUAACAACAACAGUGGUUCAGAUACAUCUUCUCAAACACAACAACAACAACAACAACAACAACCAAUAACACCUUUGAUUACUAAACAAUCAAUAUUCCAACCUGCACCACAAGCUGGGUCAUCCUAUCAUUCGGGUAAUUCCAUUCGAGCACAAUUGACUCCAACUGUUCCACCACAAUAUAAUAACCAAUAUUUUUAUCAACAACCUCCACCUCAACAACAACAACAACAACAGCAACAACAACAACAACAACAAUAUUCACAUUAUAAUCAAUAUCAAUCGGCAGAUUUAAGAGGCAACAUUUUCAAUCACCAACAACAACAACCGCAAAAGGAAUAA